Molecule: messenger RNA, 1819 nt
Organism: Capsicum annuum
Lineage: Eukaryota; Viridiplantae; Streptophyta; Magnoliopsida; Solanales; Solanaceae
Source: RefSeq, a predicted model, not a curated record
UAAAUCUUUAAUAAGGGUAAUAUGUGCAUGUUUUGACUGUUUGGGUAUGAUCCUGUACCAAUUUGAUUUGAGAAAAGCAUCUUUUAUUUUUCAGAUUUUUUCGUAAAUCUUUAAUAAGGCUAAUAUGUGCACGUUUUGGCAUCUCAGUAAUUGAUUUUUUAUUUUUCGUAUUUUUUCGUAAGUCUUUAAUAAGGCUAAUUUGUGCACGUUUUGACUGUUUGGCUAUGAUCCUGUACCAAUUUGAUUUGAGAAAAGCAUCUCAGUAAUUGAUUUUUUAUUUUUCUUGCCUCACUUGGUUGACAGACAUAACAUCCCCUCACACUUUAAUUAUGGUAAAUUUAGAUACCUCUUCUUGAUUUCAUUUAAUAAGUAGGAAGGAUCUCUUUUUACUUGUUCUAUUCAUGGAAAUUUCAAAUGUUAUAAUAGGGUAUUAUUUAUUUAUGGCAACUAUAGCAUGAUUGGUGGAACAGAUUGAUUUACCCCAUCCAUUUAAGGGAACAACCCCCUUAAUUGAUUCAUUAUAUGUUAUUCUUCUUCCAUUAAAUAUUAUUCUUCCUUCAUUAUUUGGGAUUGCGGACGCCCUCCUCACUAUAUAAACUCACCAUUCUCUUUCUCUAAGAGGACAAACUUCUCCUCCGCUAUUACUCCCUCUAUUUUCUCUUAAAAGUACUUUGAAGUUCUUUGGCACUUUGGAUUUCGAAAAACAUUCGGUCUUGUCCUUGCUGCAAUUGCUUUGGGUUCUAUCAUUAUUGUUUGGUGCCUAAUCGGUUAGUCUCUAUCGACGCAUUCUUUUCUUAUUCUGUAGCAUUUGUGAUAGCAAAGCAUAGAAAGCAUGUCUAUAGGAACUAAUUUAAAAUAAUUAUGAUUUUGCUUUUUUUAGUGUCAUAAAGAAGAUUAAAAAAAGAAAAGAAUAGCUUACUAGAGUGUACUAUAACCAGUUCUAGCUGUUUUCUUGAACAGUAGCACAUUUGGUGCAAGUUGAAGACAUUCUGGGUAUUGCUGUUUGUAUUUUCUUGUUCUGUGUUUGCUUUGUUUGACUGUGGUUUCUUGUGAAAGUUUUGUCAUAAUUGAACACAGCUCAGGGUUUUACUUUUCAUAGCUAUUUUCUACUUUCUUUCUGAUAUUUUGAUGGGUUUUUGCUUUGUUUCUUGCAUGAAAAUGUAAGUUCUUUUUCCCCAUAUUCGUUUUUUGGGCCAAGGAGGGUGAGUGAUGUGGUGGGCAGAGGGGCCAGUGGGGGGUUCUUUUGUUUAAUUCUUUCCAAAUUAAUGUGAAGAUAAUGUUUGAUAGAAUCUUAUUGGAAAGACAAAGUGUGUGAAUCACAUUCAGCAGAGUGGGAGAAAAGGUGAAGAAAUUUAAGAGAGGAUUUUGAAGGAUGAAUGAUAGCUCAGCUAGAGAAGUGAAUGAUAGUCAACCUCAAAGGCCUUGUGGUUGUGUGGGCAUUUUCUUUCAGCCCUUUGAUCGGAACCGUAGAUUUGCCAAGAAGCUGUUUCCAAAGAAACUGCUUUCACCAGCUUCAAAAAAGUUUGGAGGGGAUGAGAAGAAGCCAAAGCUUCGUUUGAUUUCUGAUGAGAACAGUGGGGGUUUUCCAAAUGCAAAGAAUAAUGGAAUGACCGAUACACGUUGUGAAAGCAAGCGCGAAAUGAAAGCUCCAAGUUUGGUUGCUAGACUCAUGGGUUUGGAAUUGAUGCCAGCAGGAUCAGGCAGUAAGCCCCAAAAGGCUUCAGUUUCUGAAUCUUGGAGCAAUGUGGCAGACAAACUUGGUGCUCGACCUGGCGUAUCUGAUAAAGAAGAUAUGGAUUUUGAGAUGGCCGAAAUAAAG